This is a messenger RNA of Trametes versicolor FP-101664 SS1, 2073 nucleotides long. Its product is annotated as acetyl-CoA synthetase-like protein. Gene Ontology annotation, molecular function: long-chain fatty acid-CoA ligase activity. Gene Ontology annotation, biological process: long-chain fatty acid metabolic process. NCBI's taxonomy places the organism in Eukaryota, Fungi, Basidiomycota, Agaricomycetes, Polyporales, Polyporaceae. Gene Ontology annotation, cellular component: endoplasmic reticulum; membrane. Bases 1 to 2073 code for a protein of 690 amino acids. The record is from RefSeq and is a predicted model, not a curated record. The transcript is spliced from 14 exons.
AUGUCCGGACAGAGUGCAUUCAACCAGUUCCCCAUCCCCCUGCCCGCCGGCACGGACUACACUAAGCAGUCCAUCCCGGUGCCCGGAACAGCGCGUCCUGGCCAGAGCGCCGUUUACCGCCAUGCCCAGUUCCCUCUCGUGACCCUCGACACGCCCGGAGUAUACACAAAUCUCAACGAGCUCUACGCGGAGGGCUUCCGGCUCGGCAAGGGCCGGCCAUUCCUCGGACACCGUCCAAUACUCUCCAAGAAGCCCCUCCAGUACGCGAACUAUCACGUCUGGCAGUCAUGGACGGAGGUCGACGCGCGGAGGCGCGCCGUGGGCAGCGCGAUGCACAAGAUGUUCCAGUCGGGGGAGCUAGGCGGCAGGGAGUUGGACACGGUCGGGAUUUGGAGCAAGAAUUGCCCCAACUGGCUGCUCGUCGACUUGGCCUUGCAAGCGUACGGGAAGGUCAGCGUGCCGUUGUAUGACACGCUCGGCGCGGACUCUGUCGAAUAUGUGAUCAACCACGCAGAGUUGACGGUCGUCUAUGCCUCGCCCGAACACAUCCCCUUCCUCCUGACAAUAGCUCCGAAACUGCCGACGCUCAGGUUGAUCAUCUCCAUUGAACCGCUCGAGGAUGAUGAGAAACGAGUUAUGGUCGCGUGGGGCAAGACCAGCAACAUCAAGGUUAAGGACAUUGCCGAAGUGGAGGAGUUCGGACGUGCCAACUUAAUCGACAUCAUUCCCGCUACGUCGAGCACGCUCGCAACUAUAUGCUACACCUCGGGUACUUCUGGUGUCCCCAAAGGUGUACUCUUGAGCCAUGGAAACAUGGCUGUCGCAGCCUACGCGUUCAUGCACCACAUCGACGUUCAGGGCGACCGGACUGCUAUGGCCUUCCUGCCACUCGCCCAUAUCUACGAGAGAAUUAUGGAGCUCUGCACCGUCGCGCUGGGCAAGCAGAUCGGGUACACGACGGGCGACCCGACGCGCUUCCUCGAGGACAUCCAGAUCCUCCGCCCGCACUUCGUCCCGCUCGUCCCGCGCGUGCUCAACCGCGUGUACCAAUCCGUCAUCGCCGCAGGCGACGCGCCCGGUGUCAAGGGCGCACUCUUCCGCCAGGCCGUCGCGGCGAAGCUGCACAACUUGCGCACCACCGGGCGGCUCACGCACGCGCUCUGGGACCGCCUCGUGUUCCGCAAGGUGCACGCGGUGCUCGGCGGGCGCGUCGCGAUCAUCGCGUGCGGGUCCGCGCCGUUCAGCGCGAACAUCGCCGAGUUCCUCAAGGUCGCGCUGCUUGCGGACGUGUGCGAGGGGUACGGCAUGACGGAGAACGCGGGGUGCUGCACGUCGACGUGGCCGAACGACCCGUCUGCGUGUGGCGUUGUUGGUGCGCCGCAGCCGUCCUCGGAGAUCAAGCUUGUAGACGUGCCCGAGCUUGGGUAUCGCGCGACGGACCAGCCGUUCCCUCGUGGGGAGCUCUGUAUGCGCGGCGGGCAGCGCUUCAUUGGGUACUACAAGGACCCUGAGAAGACCAAGGAGACGAUCGACGAGGAGGGGUGGCUGCACACUGGUGACAUCGCGACCUUGGACGACCACGGGCGCUUCAAGAUCAUCGACCGUGUCAAGAACAUUAUGAAGCUCGCGCAGGGCGAGUACGUCGCGCUCGAGCACGUCGAGAACGUGUACACGACCGCGCCGCUCGUCUCACAGCUCUUCAUCUACGGCGACUCGUUCAAGUCGUACCUCGUCGGCGUUGUCGUGCCCGAACCAGCGCAGGCGGCCGCCCUCAUCGCGCGCGUCACUGGCCAGCGGGUCGCCCCCGAGGACACUGAGACGCUUGAACGGCUUCUGCAGGACAAGCGCGUCGUGGACGCGGCGCUGGCGGAGCUGAACAAGGAGGUGAACGUACAGAAGCUGAAGGGCUUCGAGAAAGUGCGGCGUAUCCACGUAACGUUGGACGCGUUCACGAUCGAGAACAACUGCCUCACGCCGACGCUGAAGGUCCGCAGAAAGGAGACGUACGAGAAGUUCAAACCCUACAUCGACGCGUUGUAUGCGCUUCCGGACCCCACGGCCUCGAAGCUAUGA